This is a messenger RNA of Musca vetustissima, 1443 nucleotides long. It is a transcript of the gene Dip-C, whose product is annotated as xaa-Pro dipeptidase. Lineage: Eukaryota; Metazoa; Arthropoda; Insecta; Diptera; Muscidae. The coding region runs from base 1 to 1443 and encodes 480 amino acids. The transcript has a single exon. Gene Ontology annotation, molecular function: manganese ion binding; metalloaminopeptidase activity. The record is from RefSeq and is a predicted model, not a curated record.
AUGGCUACUUUCCAAAUGAGCCCCCAAACUCAUGCAGUGCCCAUGGCAUUGUUUCGAAAAAAUCGUCAAAAAGUGUGUGAAGCAUUAAAGUCGAAUGUCGCUGUCGAAAAGGGAUCCUUUGUCUUGUUGGAAGGCGGCAAGGAUGUUAGUUUCAAUGACACCGAUACCAACUAUCUGUUCCGCCAGGAAUCCUAUUUCCAAUACUUUUUCGGUGUUAAAGAGCCAGACUGUUAUGGUGUAUUGAAUGUUGAUUCCGGCGAAUCCAUACUCUUUGUACCACGUUUGCCUGAGGAAUAUGCCACCUGGAUGGGACGUCUUUUAUCUUUGGACGAAUUCAAAUCAAUGUAUGAAGUUGAUCGAGUCCUUUAUGUCGACGAACUUCCAACAUUCUUUGAAAAGGCAUCACCUAAAUUGAUUUUGACACUCAGUGGUUUGAAUACCGAUAGUGGUCUGCGCUCAAAGCCAGCCACUUUCGAGGGCAUUGAAAAGUAUGUUGUCAAUUGUGAUUUGUUACAUCCAGUUGUGGCUGAAUGCCGUGUCAUCAAAACUCCAGAAGAAAUUGAAGUUCUACGCUACGUGGCCAAGGUUUCUUCAGAUGCCCACAUUAAGGUUAUGCAGUUUAUGCGUCCGGGACGUAGUGAAUUUGAAGGUGAAGCAGUUUUCCUACAUCAUUCCUAUGCUGUGGGUGGUUGCCGCCACACCUCCUACACUUGUAUUUGUGGUAGUGGUACUAAUUCGGCAAUUUUGCAUUAUGGCCACGCUGCCGCUCCCAACGAUAAGGCUGUCAAGGAUGGUGAUAUGUGCCUCUUCGAUAUGGGUGCCAAUUAUUGUGGUUAUGCUGCUGACAUUACCUGCUCCUUCCCAGCCAAUGGCAAAUUCACCGAAGAUCAAAAAUUCAUUUACAAUGCUGUACUGGAUGCCCGUAAUGCUGUUUUAAAGGAAGCUCGCGAAGGUGUCUCCUGGGUUGAUAUGCAUCGUUUGGCGUGCCGUGUUAUGUUACAACGCCUCAAGGAAGGUGGUAUGCUGCAGGGAGAUGUUGAUGAAAUGUUAGCUGCCGGUUUGGCUGGUACUUUCCAACCUCAUGGUUUGGGUCAUCUAAUUGGAUUGGAUGUUCAUGAUGUUGGUGGUUAUUUGCCCGGUCAACCUGAACGUCCUUCCGAACCUUGGCUCAGCAAAUUACGUUUUGCCCGUACCCUACAAGCAGGCAUGUAUGUUACCGUUGAACCCGGUUGCUACUUCAUUGACAUCCUUAUGGACAAAGCCCUGGCCGAUCCCAAUCUAAAUAAAUUCAUUGUCAAAGAUGUUUUUGAACGUUUCCGUUCAUUCGGUGGUGUUCGCAUCGAGGAUGAUGUCUUGAUCACAAAGACAGGCAAUGAAAAUUUUGCCAUUGUUCCCAGAACUGUUGAAGAAAUUGAAAAGUGUAUGGCAGAACGUGAGGACUGA